Lineus longissimus is the source of this 3106-nucleotide messenger RNA. RefSeq names its product integrator complex subunit 5-like. Gene Ontology annotation, cellular component: integrator complex. The record is from RefSeq and is a predicted model, not a curated record. Bases 1 to 2871 code for a protein of 956 amino acids. The transcript is spliced from 19 exons. Lineage: Eukaryota; Metazoa; Nemertea; Pilidiophora; Heteronemertea; Lineidae. Gene Ontology annotation, biological process: snRNA 3'-end processing.
AUGGCGGCUGCGGUGUCAGAAAAAGUUCUUCCUCCUGAUAAUUCUCAGGAGAUACUGACUCAGCUGAAGAAAUUUGUAAAUGCCUCAAGCUACAAGGGAAAAAUCAGUCGUGAAGAAUUAUGUUGCUGUGCGCUAUACCUGCUACAGAAUCUUCCCUCGGCACACCAUGCUGUCCUGGAAUAUCUCUGCGACCUUUUUGAUGAAGCAGUCAAUGCCCAUAUCCUGGAAAUCGAGUUGGGGAGUAAUGUGACUGGAACAAUGGACAAAAGUCGGGAGCAACUUGAGAACAUUAUCCAAGAUGUCAGCAGUGUCUUGUUGGGAUUUAUCAUGUCAAAUUCUGAAGCCUGGUCACCAAUCAUUUCUGCUUGGUCCAUUGAGUUGCUUGGCCACAUCAGCAGCAAGUAUUCUGACCGUCAAGGUGUGCCUCAUUCCUCGAGUUUGAACAAACUUCUCCAGCUAUGGAUGACGUGUCAACCGACUAAAAUACUGAUGGAAAUUGCGACAGAGUGCUUUGCUUCAAUGAUUGGUACAUCACCAGAUGUAUGCAUCAAUGCCCUCUUGGAAGCCUCUGUUAAACAUUCACCACACUUUGACUGGGUGGUUGCUCAUAUUGGCUCAUGUUUCCCAACGACCAUCAUCACGAGAGUCUUGAUGUGUGGCCUAAAGGACUUCUGCCACCAUGGCAGUGCCCAGACCGACCAUCACACCAGCUCGGAAAGCAUUCCCAAGAUUACAUCUGUUGUGGGAAUCCUGGGCCAUCUGGCAUCACAGCAUGGUCAGGAUAUCAAGAAGGCUUUGUUGAAUUUAUUCCAAGAGAGUCUACACAAUGAGGACAACCCCAUGUAUACCUCAGCCGUCCCAUACCUCCUUUACCUGGCUUCAAUGUCAAACAUGCUCCUGAAGGUCAUCACAAAUGAAUUUGUUCAGAUAUUGACACCGCCAGUCCUAAAUGGCCUUGCGGAUAAGUUUUCACGGCUCUCUGCUCCAGUUCUCCAAGACAAGCAGGGCCUGCUGGACCUGAGUGUACAUCUGGUGAUGAAGACAGACAUCGGUGCUGCCAACAUGCUCAACUUCCUUUUGGAUAUUGCAGACCCACCCUCUGAUAAGAAGUCUCAGAUAUCCCCAGUGGUACAGCAGACAUGUAAAUAUAUUUUGGACAAACUGUUGGCCCUGCUCCACAAGACAACCCACAGUAGAAGAAUUGAGACAGAACCCGACAUCCCACUUUUAGCCGCUCUGGAACCUAACACGAUUCAUCUCUGUGACCAGCUCAUCAACGGAAAGCAGGUCCGCACCCGCUGGAUCUCCAGUCUCCUGGUCUGCAUCUCUGCUUACUGUGGGGAGAACUGUGCUGCUAGGAUAUUGAAACACAUAUUCUGUAAUGCGCAGAGUUAUAGACAGCUGAGAUCCUUCAUGCAGCUACAGAAAGAGAUCGAGAUCCAGCUUCCCCACAUUGUUUUGACCACAAUCAAUCAGACCAUGGAGGCCCUGAACUCACAGAGUAUCGAGGCCAACAGACUGAUGGAGAACUUGUUGAAUAUAGUUCAGUGGGAGAACUCACAUCACAAGACCAUGGGGAGCAGUAUCUCAAGAGUUCUACAAAAUCACAUGGUUACCUUGGCAAGACAGCUUUCCCAUGGCAACUUCAAGGUUACCAUGACAACCAUUCAGAUCAUGAAUCUGAUUGGCUUCUCAACUCAGUCAUAUGACAUGGGCAUGGUACUCCAGCUCUGUGGCAGUGUGGUCAUGUACUUCUAUCGCUGUUUGACAUGCACAGAGCCUCGUCUGAAGAUGAAGUCCAUCCAUGUUUGUUCCCAGUACUUACAGAAACUGAGCCAGCUGCCGUCUGCCACGAGUAUUGUUUUACGAUUUCUCAUGGAAGGUGCAUUGAUGCAGGAAAAUGCAAAUCUGUUAGGGUCAAAGGUCAACAUGAGCAAGCAGACGUUGACCCAGAAAGACAAGGAUUCCUUGCUUGAGGAGAACAUCAAGCAGGCUUCAUCUGUCAACCUGCCACAGUCCCAUAUGACUGUUUUCCAUGCUGGAGUAAUAGGGGAUGGGCUAAGGCUUCCGCCAAAAACAAACUUGAUACCCUUGGACCAGCAAAUAUUUAACAAACAGUGCUUAAUAGAAGCCCUUCUCCUGUGUGGUUGUCUGGAGCCCGGGAUGCCAGAACACCCAUUAGACAGCCACCACGACAUGGAAGUCGACCACCAUCACGAUCAGCAGCCCCACACCGAGAAUUCUAAGAAGAUGCUGUCGAGUACAGCAUCGCAUACCCUUGCCCAGAUCCUCGUGCAUGUAGCCAUGCCAGAUACCUUGUAUAACGAUAUACCGUGGCCUGAUGAGGAUUUUAUGAGGGUGACAGUUCAAAGAGAUCUUUCAAUCAAAAAGACGUUUGAUGACAAUCCGAUCCUCUGGGAUGUGAUGGAGCUGGUGGCGUCUGCUAACGUUGGCUUUAUGUUCUGUUCUUGCAUCCUCCGUGGGAUCAUCGCACCGUUGUUGAUGUUUUGGGAGAGCAGCCGUGAGGUCUCAACAAGAAACAGCCCAAAGGAGCUUGAGGCAUCGUGUCGAUUAUUGGAGUGCAUGAAAAGGGGGAACUUGUUACCAGAACCGCUAUGCUACGUCGGCGAGAUCUUCUCCGUUGUGACGCCAUACCAGUUGCAUCUGAUUCUGCUGGGAGUCUGGCGCUACAUUAUGGAAAACAGACAGAUAUUUGACCCAGAGAUAAAUAAAGCUGUUAUGGCUGAAAGGUGCGAUGGAAAAUAUCUUGGUGUAAUUCAGGCGGUUCUCCACAACAACAUUGACAAGAUGGGUGAUUUGUAUACAAGAUUCUUCCCGCGUGGUGCUCGGAUAGAAAGCACUGGUUCAUAGACUUUAGACUAGAUCUGCUGCUUCAAAAUGCUCAGCACUGCCAAAACAUGAGGUCUCAGAUAGAGGUACAUAUGUGAAGGUGUAUAAUAAUCUGCAUCGCAAAAGUAAUGAGUCAUUAGAAUUUGAACUUGAAGGAAAUUCUCGUCUCCAAUAAACAUUCUCUGGAAGGUUUAUAGCCUGGAGAAAAAUAUGUUUUUCACUAAAAAGAGGAUACUUGUUCUCGCUUGAAUGUAUU